ACAUAGGGAUCCCGAGUGUAACCUUAGCAAGCAUGGCCGCCAACAAGGGCUCGGGGCCGCAGGUCAUCGAUAUUUCCAAAUUAAACCUCGAACAACUCACAACACUAAAGAACCAGCUGGACCAGGAGCUCCAGUUCUUCAGUGAGUCUCUCCAGCAACUCAAAAUCGCUCAGCUUAAGUUCAAUGAGUCGGGAGAAUGUGUUGAGAAGCUGACGCCGGAGACCAAGGGCAAGGAGAUCCUGGUGCCCCUCACAAGCUGCAUGUACGUCCCGGGCACCGUCGCAAACUCAGAGAAGCUGCUCAUUGAAAUUGGAACGGGAUACUACAUAGAGAGGGACGCAGUGGGCGCCAAGGAUUACUUCAACAGGAAAAUUAAGUUUGUGACGGAACAGAUGGAGAAGAUUCAGAAGAUCGCAUCGGAGAAGAGUAAAUUAAGAGAAGUCGUGAUGGACAUGAUGGAGAUGAAGUUGGACCAGCAGCUCGCGGUGAUCCAGCAGCAGCAGGCCGUCGCGGGCAAGCAGGGCGAAGGGGUGAUGGCCUAGGAAGGACUGGGCGGCCCUUCGUAUUAUUAAUGACACUUACCAUUUUGUUUUCGCCGUUCUCACUCUGGUCUGUGUGAUGGCACGCGCUCCAAGCCUCAGCGUUACGUUCAGGUCUUACCAGGUAGCAAAAUUUGUGCUUCAAUGAAAGUUUGUCAAUGUUCUUGGUUCAGUAAUUUGAGACACGUUUGGCUACAAAAUUCCUGCUGAGAAACACUCGCCUUCACACGGCUGGCUCGCUGCGCUGGUCAGCGCUCACGUUACUGCCGCAUAACAAUAUACACCUGAUCCUAAUCCCUGAUGAAGAUAUUAAUACAUUUAUUUAACAUCAAAUAA
Molecule: messenger RNA, 875 nt
Organism: Eriocheir sinensis (Chinese mitten crab)
Lineage: Eukaryota; Metazoa; Arthropoda; Malacostraca; Decapoda; Varunidae
Gene: Pfdn5
Product: prefoldin subunit 5-like
Exons: 5
Coding region: 33-542 (169 amino acids)
Biological process (GO): regulation of DNA-templated transcription; protein folding
Cellular component (GO): prefoldin complex; cytoplasm
Source: RefSeq, a predicted model, not a curated record